This is a messenger RNA of Canariomyces notabilis, 1341 nucleotides long. RefSeq names its product Actin/actin-like protein. The transcript is spliced from 2 exons. The coding region runs from base 1 to 1341 and encodes 446 amino acids. Gene Ontology annotation, cellular component: Swr1 complex. NCBI's taxonomy places the organism in Eukaryota, Fungi, Ascomycota, Sordariomycetes, Sordariales, Chaetomiaceae. The record is from RefSeq and is a predicted model, not a curated record. Gene Ontology annotation, molecular function: nucleosome binding.
AUGGUCACAAAUCGAAAAUUUCGGUCCGCCGGUCCCCCGCCGCCAGCGACCACCCUCGUACUCGACAAUGGCGCCGACACCAUCAAAGCCGGCUUCGUAGCUGGCGGAAAGGCUAGCGAACCCCGAAUUAUUCCCAACUGCAUCGCGCGCGAUCGCCACAAGAAAUUGUAUGUCGGCUCCGAGCUGGAAAGAUGUAGAGAUUUCGGCGAGAUCGCAUUUCGCCGGCCGGUAGAGAAGGGGUUCAUCGUAAACUGGGAAGCGCAAAGGGAAAUAUGGGAUCGCGAGUUCUUCGACGACACGGCGCCUCAGGAAUGUGACCCUUCCGAGACCCGACUCAUUCUCGCCGAACAACCGAACUCCCUGCCGGCCUUGCAAACGCACUGUGACCAGAUGGUGUUCGAGGAGUUUGGGUUUGCCAGCUACUAUCGCGGCAUUGGUCCCUCGUUCAAUGCAUACCAAGACGUACAAGCGGUCUUCCGAACACCGAGGGAACCCGAUACGCCAGUUGAGAUCCCGGCCGAAGUCAUUCUUCUCAUUGACUCUGGGUAUUCCCACACCACUGUCACGCCUAUCCUCCAAGGCCGGCCGCUACACCAAGCCAUCCGGAGACUGGACGUUGGCGGCAAGCUGCUGACCAAUUACCUCACCCGUUUGCUCUCGAUCCGCCACUUUGACAUGCGCAACGAGACCUACAUUGUGAACGAGAUGAAAGAAGCCGUCUGCUACGUCUCGCUCGACUUCAAGGGCGAUUUGGAAAAGUCGUGGAAGGGCACCCGGGGCGAGCGGCGGGAGGACUAUGUGAACGGCGCCGGCGUGGCUAAGGACUACGUGCUGCCCGAUUCCCACACCCGGUUCCACGGUAUCGUCAGGGAGUACGAACCCGGGGCCUCGUCACGUGCCCGCAAGGGGGCUGUCGUGUCUACCGAGGACGUGCUGACGCUGCGGAACGAACGCUUCGCCGUCCCCGAACUGCUGUUCAACCCCUCGGAUAUCGGCAUGCGGCAGCCGGGGCUGGCAGACUUGGUCAUGCAGUCGCUCUCUGUGCUGCCCAUCGGCCUGUGGCCGGGCCUGUUGGCCAAUAUUGUGGUUGUGGGCGGGAACGCCAAACUAGACAAUUUCAUUCAGCGGUUGCAGAUGGAGUUGCUGGAGAGGGUGCCUGAUGAGUGCGUUGUUCGGGUGGCUCGUCCAGCGGACCCAAUAACGAGUACUUGGCAAGGGGCUGCCAACUUUGCCAUGCACGAGCAUGUUGAGCAGCUGGCUGUUACGAAGCGGGAGUACGAGGAGUAUGGUGCUGGAUGGGUCGCCAGGAAGUUUGCUGCCGGUCUUGGUGUCAGCUCCUGA